Carica papaya (papaya) is the source of this 1310-nucleotide messenger RNA. RefSeq names its product tetraspanin-3-like. The record is from RefSeq and is a predicted model, not a curated record. NCBI's taxonomy places the organism in Eukaryota, Viridiplantae, Streptophyta, Magnoliopsida, Brassicales, Caricaceae. Gene Ontology annotation, cellular component: membrane. Gene Ontology annotation, biological process: auxin-activated signaling pathway.
AACAAACCUCCAUUCAUAAUUACUCACGCGCACUCACGCACUCAUGCUCUAAGCUUCUAAGCAACAGCUCCAUCCAAGAGACGCAACAAAGAAAAACCAGAGAAACUCCGGCACCCGAACCCGAGAAACCGGAUUCAGCUACGGAGAGAGGAAGAAGAAGAUGAGAACCAGUAACCACCUGAUAGGCCUCGUAAACUUCUUAACCUUCUUGCUCUCGAUACCGAUCCUCGGCGGUGGCAUAUGGCUGAGCAGCCGAGCGAACAACACCGACUGUCUCAAGUUCCUUCAAUGGCCGCUCAUCGUUAUCGGCGUAGCCAUCAUGGUCGUCUCACUCGCGGGCUUCGCCGGCGCGUGUUAUCGGAACACUUUCCUCAUGUGGCUCUACCUCUUCGUCAUGUUCUUCGUCAUCGCCGCGCUCAUCGGGUUCAUCAUCUUCGCGUAUGCGGUGACAGAUAAAGGGUCGGGUCGACCCGUGAUGAACCGGGCGUACUUGGAGUACCGCUUGGAUGACUAUUCGGGUUGGUUGAAGGACAGAGUGGCGGAUGAGAGUUAUUGGGGGAAGAUCAGCUCCUGUAUUAGGGAUUCUAGAGUUUGUGCGAAGAUGGGAAGGAGCUUUAAUGGCGUUCCCGAGACUGCUGACAUGUUCUUCAUGAGAAGGCUCAGUCCUAUUGAGUCCGGUUGCUGCAAGCCACCAACGGAUUGCGGCUUCACCUACGUGAACGAGACAGUCUGGACUGCCGGAGGCGGGCCGGUAGGGACCAACGUAGACUGCAGCCGAUGGGGAAAUGAGCAAGAGCUACUAUGUUACCAGUGCGACUCCUGCAAAGCCGGUGUACUAGGUAGCCUGAAGAAGAGUUGGAGGAAGGUUUCAGUCAUCAACAUCGUAGUGUUGAUAAUCUUGGUGAUCUUUUACGUGGUCGGAUGCGCUGCAUUCAGGAACAAUCGCAGGAUCGACAAUGACGAAUCCUAUGGUAUGGCUAGAAUGACAAAGGCUCAACCUAGUCAUUUCCAGCUCUAACCAAUACACGAACUGGAGAAGCUAUAUAUAUAUAUGCAAUAUGAAUGUUUAGAGAUUGGGAAGCGCUUUUGGUUGGGGAAGAUUUUCAGUUUGAAGGUUUUGGCAUUCCAUUUUCAGGGCUGGUUUCUGUUUCAGACAUGGAUACGGUUUUGAAUUUUCCCAGAAAGGGUGGGUGUACAUGUUGGUGUCUUGAUAAUCUAUUUUCUGCUUGUCUAGCUUUGUAUUCUCAUGGGUGAAUAUCAUCAAAGAAAAUAUUUUCUCUUCUGGAAAAAGUUGAAGUCGUUUGGCAAAA